AUGUCGGAACCCGUUCACGUCCUCUAUUGUGGAGAAUGUACACUUCCAGUAGAGUAUUGUGAGUUUGGAAAGACUCUUAAAAAAUGCAAGCAAUGGCUCCAUGAAAACAACUCUGAACAAUACAACAAACUAUACAACUCUGAGGCUCCAGCACAGUCUUCUCUCUCGAAGGAAAGAGAGGCUGAGAUUUCGGAAUCUUUAGCAAAAAUGCAAUUGAAGGAAGAGAGGAAACAGGCUCGAGAAAUGAGGAAGUUACAGCAAGAAAAGAUCCUUAUCAAAAGAAUUCCUAGGACUAAGCAUAAGAACAUCAUCGCCAUCAGUAAUUUGGAUCAAUUUGACAUUGAUAUGAAGAAAUUGGCCAAGAAAUUCUCCUCGAAAUUCGCUACAGGUGCUUCUGUUUCGAAGAAUAUUGAAAAGAAGGAGGAAAUCAUUAUCCAAGGUGAUGUUGGUGAGGAAGUUGAAGAGUAUCUCAUUGAGAUGUUAAAGGAGAAAGGUCUCGAAGGUGUCAAGGUGGGAAUUAUAGACGAAAAAAGACACCUUCGAAAGAAGAAAGAAGCAACAGGAAUAUAA
Brettanomyces nanus is the source of this 570-nucleotide messenger RNA. RefSeq lists its product as uncharacterized. Gene Ontology annotation, molecular function: mRNA binding; translation initiation factor activity. The record is from RefSeq and is a predicted model, not a curated record. Bases 1 to 570 code for a protein of 189 amino acids. Gene Ontology annotation, biological process: formation of translation preinitiation complex; translation reinitiation. Lineage: Eukaryota; Fungi; Ascomycota; Pichiomycetes; Pichiales; Pichiaceae. The transcript has a single exon.